Molecule: messenger RNA, 2990 nt
Organism: Amorphotheca resinae ATCC 22711
Lineage: Eukaryota; Fungi; Ascomycota; Leotiomycetes; Helotiales; Amorphothecaceae
Exons: 6
Coding region: 403-2883 (826 amino acids)
Biological process (GO): carbohydrate metabolic process
Molecular function (GO): aldehyde-lyase activity
Source: RefSeq, a predicted model, not a curated record
GACCGGGGCGGCUGCGACGACUGAGAGGAGGUCCGACACGCAUAUGACGUUCGACAUUUAACAGAAAGUCGAAUGAUUGCAUCUCCUGUCUCCAUGGGCGAAUGUUCGUGACGCAGCCAUUAGGUGGGCAGAUCUGUUUGUUCGUAAUGAGCCAAUGAACACAUCAUGCCACUCUCAGCUUUACAAUAUCUUCCCCUCAUCUCUGCCUCGUAUGAGGACUUUGCAUUGGUCAUUGACCUGACUUCAAAUCUAACAUUGACCUGAGUACAAGUGCAGCCUAUUACGCUGUACUGCCCCCCUCUCUACCACAUAAACAGAUGCACCGCUUCGUCGUUCUGGCAUCACUCUAUCACAAAGAUCAAUUAAUACCGCAACAGAGAGCUUACCAGAAUUAUCGCAAAGAUGCCUGGAGAAAUUAUUGACAGACCGAACCCACCGCCGUUGUCCUCCCAUAUCUCGAGCGAGAUUAUGGGGUUGGCGGUCCAGCUUGAGAAGAUCAAACUUAACGAUGCUGAUCUGCGAGGCCUUGAUGAGUUCAGAAGAGCUAGCAAUUACAUUGCUGCGGCUAUGAUCUUUCUCCUCGACAAUGCUCACCUUGAGAGAGAUCUUACCUUCGAUGAUAUCAAACCAAGGCUGCUUGGACACUGGGGAACAUGUCCAGGUCUGACGCUGGUAUAUGCUCACCUCAACUACCUCACGCUCAAGAAUAACCUCGACCUCAUUUACGUUGUUGGUCCUGGCCAUGGUGCACCAGCCAUCUUGGCCGCCCUCUGGCUCGAAGGAAGUUUGGAGAAGUUUUACCCUAAAUACGCCAGGACCAAGCAGGGUCUUACAAAUCUGAUCACUGGUUUCAGUACACCUGGUGGAUUCCCCAGUCACAUCAAUGCGGAGACACCAGGCUCUAUUCACGAAGGUGGAGAGCUCGGGUAUGCUCUGGCUGUUGCUUUCGGUGCUGUCAUGGACAAGCCGGAUCUUGUCGUGGCUUGCGUUGUUGGUGAUGGAGAGGCGGAGAGUGGCCCGACCGCUGCUGCCUGGCACGCAGCUAAAUACAUCGACCCUGCUGAGUCUGGUGCCGUUAUUCCCAUCGUUCACGUAAAUGGGUUUAAGAUCUCGGAACGUACAAUCUAUGGAUGUAUGGACGACAAGGAGAUGGUGGCGCUCUUCACGGGUUAUGGGUAUCAAUGCCGGUUCGUUGAGGACCUGCAGGAUAUUGACCGUGAUCUUGCAACGAGCAUGCAAUGGGCCCUUGAUGAAAUUCGUAAGAUCCAGAAGGCUGCUCGGUCUGGGAAGCCUAUUAUCAAGCCUCGAUGGCCAGUAUUGAUCAUGCGGACGCCAAAAGGAUGGGGUGGACCCAAGAAGGUUGACGGGGAAAUUGUCGAAGGAUCGUUCCAUUCCCACCAGGUCCCAUUGAUGGCUGCCAAGACUAGCAAGAGCCAGCUUGCGGCCCUCCAAGACUGGCUACUCUCCUACAAGCCAGCCAGGCUCUUCACAGGAACUGGAGACAUAGAUGACUCCAUCAAGUCAAUAAUCCCCCCAGACAACAAGAAAAUUGGCCAACGCCCAGAAACUUACAAGUGCCAUGAGGUCUUGAACGUCCCCAACUGGAAGAAGUUUGGUGUCGAGAAAGGAGGUCUAGAAUCAUGCAUGAAGGCAAUCGGCAAAUUGAUUGACCAAGCUAUGGUUGACAACCCAAAGUCUCUCAGGGUCUUCUCGCCCGAUGAGCUAGUCAGCAACAAACUUGACGCUGUCUUCGACCACACCGGGCGUGAUUUCCAAUGGGACGAGUACUCCCGUGCCCAAGGCGGCAGAGUGGUCGAGAUCCUCAGUGAACACACUUGCCAAGGGUUCCUGCAAGGUUAUACACUGACUGGUCGAACCGGCAUCUUCCCAAGUUAUGAGAGUUUCUUGGGCAUCAUCCACACGAUGAUGGUUCAGUAUAGCAAGUUCAACAAGAUGGCCAGAGAGACCACCUGGAGAACCGAUAUAUCCAGCAUCAACUAUAUCGAGACCAGUACGUGGACUCGGCAGGAGCACAAUGGCUUCUCUCACCAAAACCCAUCUUUCAUCGGAGCGGUCCUCAACCUGAAGCCCACCGCGGCGCGUGUCUAUCUCCCGCCUGAUGCUAACACCUUCCUCUCAACGGUAGCUCACUGCCUCCGCUCCAAGAACUACGUGAACUUGAUGGUCGGUUCCAAACAACCGCAACCCGUUUUCCUCUCCGUCGAAGAAGCCGACAAGCACUGUCAAGCCGGGGCAAGCGUCUGGAAAUUCUGCAGCACAGAUGACGGCCUCGACCCCGACGUCGUCCUUGUCGGGAUCGGCUCCGAACUCAUGUUCGAAGUGGUCGUCGCCGCUGCCAUCCUCCGACGCAAAUGCCCCGCGAUGCGCAUCCGCGUCGUGAACGUAACGGACCUCAUGAUCCUCGAAGCUCAGACGCGCCACCCGCACUCCCUCGGGGACGACGAGUUCAACAGCCUCUUCACUGCGGACCGUCCCAUCCACAUCAACUACCACGGCUACCCGAACGAGAUCAAAGGGCUGCUCUUCGGACGCAAGAACCUCGACCGCGUCUCGAUCGAAUGCUACCGCGAGGAGGGCAGCACCACGACGCCCUUCGACAUGAUGCUGCGCAACUACGUCAGCCGCUAUCACGUCGUCGAGGCCGCCAUCAAGGGCGCCGCGCUGCACAACCCGCGCGUCGCCCUCGAUCUCACGAGCAUGCUCGGCGAGGUGCGCCAUCAGAUCUCCAAGGUGCAGGCGUACAUUAUGCGCCACGGCCGCGAUCCAGAUGGCACGUUUGAUAUCCCGCGCUUUGAGGGGACGGCGUUCCGACAUGGCGCGGCGGGUGAGACGUCGGGGGAGGGCAAUUUCUUUGUUAAUUAGGUUUGUUAGGGGGGUGGGGAAAGGGGGUAACGAGGAUGAUUGUGUGUAUGUGCUUUACCUAUAGGUACCUCCUUGUCAAAAAAACAAAUAAUGAAAAUAAAAAUGAG